Molecule: messenger RNA, 4775 nt
Organism: Syngnathus typhle (broad-nosed pipefish)
Lineage: Eukaryota; Metazoa; Chordata; Actinopteri; Syngnathiformes; Syngnathidae
Gene: maml1
Product: mastermind-like transcriptional coactivator 1
Exons: 5
Coding region: 1020-3962 (980 amino acids)
Biological process (GO): Notch signaling pathway; positive regulation of transcription of Notch receptor target
Cellular component (GO): nuclear speck; nucleoplasm
Molecular function (GO): transcription coactivator activity
Source: RefSeq, a predicted model, not a curated record
ACUCUCUCAGCUAGAAAAAAAGAGAAAGUUACCAAAAUGGCGGCGUCAGCCUACCCGUCCUUUGGAAAACAAUAGACGAGCACUUGCGGGGCUACGCGCAGCCCUAAUCCGGAAGGAGCACCGUCAACCGGCAGCGACCACUUGAUAACCAGGCCGCUCCGAACAUGCUUCGUUAUGGUGCUUACUAACUUGCCAGGCAGGCAGCCCCCCCGAGCAGAGCUAGCUGAGCAUCUAGCCUAGCUACACUGAGAGAGGGAGGUAAGGAGGCGGGCGGGCGGCCGCGGGAGGAGGCGGUGAGCAAGCGGCCAGGCGGGUGGAGGAUCAGCUGUUGCCUCAACAGAUGCUGUAAAGAGAGCGCACGGCCCAGCCCCACGUUCACAGUAAGUCCUCUUGAUAAAUGCGGACAAUGUUGUCGUAGCGCCCGAAGAGAAAAGACCACCAUUUUGUGCGCCAGUGGAGCCGGAAAGGCCUCCGAAGUUGGCGAACAAGAAAGUCCGCUCAGAGUCGCGGAGUGGCUUCGCUCGCGUUAGCUUAGCAGCCAGCUAACAUUCAUCGAGCGACUUAAGUUGCCACCGAGUUGAGAUGAAAUCUUCCCCCUAAAAUCAUGCCCUGUGCCUGGUGAGCCCAUUUUGGCAGAGCGGCCACUUCGUUUGCCACUUUUCUUUGGCCGUGCAACUUCUAGCGAGUGCAGGAAUGUGCUAGCAUGUAAACACAACAGAAAUGUUGCUAAUGCGCUAGUUAGUUAGCUUUGUGGACAACUUGGACGCGGCUGCCCGGUGCUCCUUUCGCCGUUACUCCACAUAGCAUCUCAUUCUCCUCACUGGGCCAAGAGGUCGGACGGCUGACCGGCGGUGACCGAAGGCCGUAAACCUCCAAUGGAGCCCGCAGCACGGCUGGCUUUGUAAGGGUCCAGAGACGGGCGGAGGAGGGGUUACGGACGCCCGUAGUCACAAAAAACGAGGACCACAGACAGCGUUUUAUGGACCUAACCUGAGCCCGCAAGCUUUUUUUUUUAAUUGAUGAUGGCGGAUUUUGUUACACCGCGACACAGCGCGGUGAUGGAGCGGUUGCGGCGGAGGAUUGAGCUCUUCCGGCAGCAUCACAACAGCUGCGAGAGACGCUACGAGGCCGCCGCGCUGGAGAGCCUGGAGCUGGAGAGGCAGCAGACCCUCGCCUUGCACCAGCGCUGCCUGCAGGCCAAGGCCAAGAGGUCCAAUAAGCACCGUCAGCCCCCGGCUAGUGCCGGGGAUCAGGCCGGACAGAGGGCACCCGGAGCCGGCAGUGGCGGAGGAGGUGCUGGAGCAGCCAGCGUGGAGCUCGGCGACGGCAGCGGAGCAGUCGCCGAACAGAGCCGGAACAGCACGCUCAUUGCAUUGCAGGAGACGGUGAAAAGGAAGCUGGAGAGUGCUAGUUCGCCUUUGAGCCGCGAGCAGGUCAACGGCUUCUCAGACGGCUUCCCGUCCAGUAAGAAGGCCUGUAUGGAUGCUGCCGCCAAGGCCAACGGCUCCCCCCUGGAUUCCAAACUGGGCCUGGGCGACGCUCUGUCUUCCAACGGCAUACACGGCCCCUCUGUUGAAUUUACAGCAGAGGGCAGCAAGGAGACGGCAUCGGCUGACUUUCACCGCAAGGAGAUGAAACAGGAGCCCGAUGAUAUCCUGCCCAUCAUGCCACCGUCAGCAGGAGGAAACAACAACAACAACCUUUUUCCGGACCUUAACUUAGAUGAGCAGGUGUGGUCCGACCUGAUGGAUGAGCUCAACCGCACCGUGGACUACGAGGACAUCCAGGACAUCCUCAAUGAUGACUUUGAGGACCGCAAAGACCCUCUGGAGAUGACUCCUAACUCGGGAAGCGCCAGCGUGGCAGCAGGCAGCAAGCCCUCCCAGAGUCUCCUUCCUAUGGAUUUGGGAAGUGUGAAAGCAGAGUUUUCCCCGUCCGCCUUCGAGCAGGACUCGCGCACCGGAUCCCCUCACGUCCGCUCGGCGUCUUCUGGGCCUCCGCCUCGUCCUCACCCCACUAGCUCUCCGGCGGCCGUUUCAUCCGCCUCCUCCCCAGCCGCACCACCGCCCAGGCAGCACCCCCCGCCCCCCAACCACCUUCUCGCCAAAGACCUGUCCCCAGCCCAGCAGCUUCAGCAGUUGGCCGCCCAGCAACAGCGGGCACAGCAUCUUCACAGCCAGCUACAGCACAAACAAGCGGUGGCCCCCGGGACCAAGUUCCAUGGACAGGGAGGCCCUCACGCACACCCUCCGCCCUGGACACAGAUGGCCGCCCCCUCGCAGAGCACAAUGGGGGCGGCGUUUGGCGUGGACAAGCCAACCACCCCCUCCUUGUACCCACAGGACUUCAAUUCCGGUGCACAGAAGCAGCGCCUGAUGUCUGGCCAGCCCACCAAGGCCUCACCCAAGGCGGGGGCCAACAGCUACAUGGCGGGGGCCGCCAGCCACGCCAGUGUGCUAGGCCACCCACCUCAGGGGCCACCUCUCAACCACCCGCCCACACCGGGGGCCCAAGCAGCCAUGUUGAACUACAACAACACCAAGCCCCUGUCCCACUUUGAGGCUGGGCCCGGGCCACCCAGGCCGACCAACGGCCAGAACCAGAACAAGGCGGCUCUCCUCAGCCUGAUCAGACAGCAGCAGCAGCAAAUUAAGCAGAAGAACAACAUGAACUUUCGUCAACACACACUAACACACUCGCAGGACCAGAACUCGUACCCGGCGCCUCCACACGGCCCCAAUCCUGCCGGCGCCCUGACAUCCACGCCGGGCGGCGGCACAAUGGCGGCAGCGCCCGGGCCCAACGCCAUCGCGGGUAACCACGGCAACACGGCCUACCUCGGCAGCCAGGCGGCGGCACUCAAGCAGCAACAGCAACAACAGAUUCUGGAGCAGCAAAAGCAGCAGUACCUGCAGAGACAGCAGAUGAUGGCAGAACAGGAGAAACAGCGUCAGCAGGACCAGCAGCUUCAGAGACACCUGACCAGACCCCCGCCUCAGUACCAGGACCAGCCCGGGCAGACGGCAAAUCAGAACGCUUUCCCACAGGCUCCCGUCAGCCAGUUUACAGCUUCGUCACAGUCGCUGGCCAGCGUGUCUUCCAUGGGAGGCCCCGCCCCGGCCGGCCAGCGCAUGUUUCCUCAGCCACAAGGCAUGAUGGGACUCAACAUGGCCUCUGGUGCCAUGACGGCGAGCGGCGCUGCUCCGCCGGCGAGCCAAGCGGACCUCGGGCUGGCGUCGUGCGGCGGGACUGGUGUGGACGUGCAGCAGGUGCUGUAUAACAACAUGAGCCUUCACUCGGGCGGUGGGCACGGGGCCCAGCAGCGUCAGCCCCUGUACAGGCACAACCUGCUGGCACAGCAGCACCUCAACAAACAGCCCAAUGCUGCCGCCAUGUUGAAGCAGCAGCAACAGAUGGCUGCCGCCCGUAUGCCCAGCAACAUGCAGGCCCCCCAGAAUAGCGUAUGGCAGCAACAAACGUCGCCCGCUAAUGCCGGUCUUCCCCCCAACACCUUCGUCAGUGCCCCCAAUGCCUUCCACAUGCAGCAGCAGCAGCAGGCUCGCAUCCCCAAAAUGUCCGCCACCACAUUUACCCCCAACCCCGCCGGGCGGCCCGUGGUGGGCAUGAUGCAGAGCGCCCAGCAGCGCGCACCGCCCAACCCUCAGAGCCUGGGCCCGCCCCAGACUCAACAGCAAGCAGCUCAGAACCACCCGAACAAUCAGAACGUCCUCCCUGACCUGGCGGUGUUCGGGGCUGCUACAGGUGGCGGGCGGCAGGGCCUGCCAUGUAACCAAGGUUACCAGGUCAGCAGGACGGCCAAUCAGCAGCAGCUUUCCUUCGGAUACAAUGCCGCUGCUGGGAGCUUCGCCGCCGAAAGCGACCUGGUGGAGUCACUGCUGAAGGGGCAGAGCGCGCAUGAGUGGAUGGCAGACCUCGACGAGCUGCUCGCCUCACACCAGUAGACGUCGAUACCGCUGCGCUUUCUCGCCGCCAUCGGCGGGCAGAAACCAGCAUGCGUCACGUGUCGCGCCGCCGGUUUCCCCUGAGUAGGGUCACGUGACCGAUCACCUGAUAUUAGGUUAUGCCACGUCACCAACGGGUCAUAUGACAUCCCAUAUCAAAUGUGUCGGGGUAUGUCACUUGCGUGUCAGGUGACACAUGAUGUCAGAUAUUAUGAUGCGUCAUGUGACACCUGUAACUUGCAUCAGUUGAUAUCUGACGUGAUGACACCAUCUGGGCCAUGUGUUGUGACAUUCAAGUAAUGCAUAUUGUGACACCACCAAGUUCCAUUAUGUCGCAUAACCCAUCAGAUGACGUGCACCAAACAAUGUUACGUGAUGUCAUGUCUGAAAAUGCCGCGUCACAUGAUGUCAAAACGUUUUGAUUUUGGCUCCAACUGGACUGUAAUGCGUCAGACAACGUGACACCUGACACAUUCUUUACAUGACAUUUCGCAUGAUGCCUCGUAACGGGCAGCGUUACAUGUCACAUGAUCCCAGGUGGACAUACCGGCUUCCUGGAUGCGCUCUCACAGUUGUCGGAUGGACAGAUCGCUCCGACCGGAAGGCAUUGCCAUUGGUCGAUGGGUGGAGCAUAUCCGUCACCUCGUUUGUGUGUAAAUGUUUCUAAAUCUAUUUUUUGUAUGUAACAUUGCGAUCUGGACAUAGAUGUUAUUUUUAUAUAUUGCAGACCAUUUUUGUAAGUAUUUUCUACUUUUGAUAUGUUUGUGUUAAACAAGAGGUUUAUGACUUGUAAAUAUACUUCUUCCCCACAAA